Molecule: messenger RNA, 2135 nt
Organism: Micropterus dolomieu (smallmouth bass)
Lineage: Eukaryota; Metazoa; Chordata; Actinopteri; Centrarchiformes; Centrarchidae
Product: zinc finger protein 675-like
Exons: 4
Coding region: 693-1487 (264 amino acids)
Biological process (GO): regulation of transcription by RNA polymerase II
Molecular function (GO): DNA-binding transcription factor activity, RNA polymerase II-specific; RNA polymerase II cis-regulatory region sequence-specific DNA binding
Source: RefSeq, a predicted model, not a curated record
GUUCAUGAAGCUGUCCGGGUUUUAACCGCUAUCGCUCCGGGUCGAUGAACCGUUUGAAUUAAGCUGUAAAGCUCGUGUUUUCUUAUGUAGCAGCUAGCUUAGCUUAGCUUCCAGCCGUUUCCUGAGCAACAGCAGUUCAGCUGAAGUCUUCAGAGUUGUGCAUUUGCUCAAAACAGCAACAAAAGCAACUCCUCAGGUUGUCAUCGUGUCUCUGUGUGAUCUCAGAGCUGAAUGGCGGGAGGAGAAGCUCCAGGCGAGGAGGAGAGGGAACGCUGUCGGCCAUGUUGUCUGACUGAAGGAGCAUCUGUCUGCUGAGGAGGAGGCGACAUGAGUUCUUCACAGGAGCAGAGGUCUCCCACAACCUCCAUGGAUGUUAACAAAACAAAGGAGUUUGUGACUGUGUCAGGUGGGAGGUCCAGCAGGAGGCUGAACAGCUGGUCCCGUAAAUAACACACCAGCUCACCUUCUGACCCCGACGAAGAGUCAGCACGCCAUCACGAGCUCAUCACUUCCCUCCCGCAAUAUCCUCAACCAUAAGGGAAAAUCUGUCAACUUUUAAAUGUCCCGCCCCAUCCGCACCCGAGCUUCUCUUCUCCCUCGUCUCUCUCCACCGGCAGAAAGAACGGGAGCAGAAAGUGGGCGCCUCAGAGAGACGCAGACCUCACCGCUGCCCGCUGUGUGACAAAGCAUUCAUGUCAACGCACCAGCUGAAGGAUCAUCAGAGUGUCCACACCGGAGAGAGACCAUACCACUGUGACCUGUGCGGGAAAACCUUCACUCAGUUAAGCAGCGUAAGAACGCACCAGCGCGUCCACACGGGAGAGAAACCGUACCAGUGUGACCAGUGUGAGAAAGCUUUCACUCAGCCGAGCACGUUGAAACUCCACCGGCGCCGUCACUCUGGAGAGAAACCCUACAGCUGUGAACACUGCGGGAAGAGCUUCACUGAUUCAUUUUCAUGCCGACAACACGAACACGUCCACACGGGUGACAAACCUUUCCAGUGUCAGCUCUGCGCCAAAACCUUCCUCACACAGUCGAAUCUGACGAGACAUCGGCGCCUCCACACGGGAGAGAAACUGUACGGCUGUCAGCUGUGCGGACGCAGUUUCAAUCAUCACUCCUCGUACACCGUCCACCAGCGGAUCCACAGCGGAGAGAGACCCUACCGGUGUCGGUUCUGCGAUAAAACCUUCACGUCAUCCACCAACCACGCUGAGCACGAGCGCGUCCACACGGGGGAGAGACCGUUCAGCUGUGAGCAGUGUGGGAAGACUUUCAGCCACGUCACCACUCGCCUGCUGCACAAGCGCGUCCACACCGGUGAGAAACCGCACCGGUGUCAGCACUGCGGCAAAAGCUUCCUCACGUCGUCGAACCUGGCGAGACACGUGCGGACUCACACCGGGGAGAAACCGUACUGGUGCGACCAGUGUAAGAAACACUUCACCUUCUCCAGUCAGCUGAAGAGACACCGCUGCGUCUGACGUCUGGGCACAGUGCUGACGUCUGCUGGACUCGAAGGAGGGUCAUGUUUCGCCAACGCAGUUUACAAUUUAAAAUAAAAAAUGUAAAUAUGUUAUGCUCAAAACAUUGAAGGAAAAUGCUAAACAUGAGUUGUUUCCUGCGUCUCCUGGGUGAGGAUUUCCUGUUUUACGCUGUCGUAAAUCUAAAACGGUCAUCUUCGUCAACUUGAACAGUCGGACACUGAUGGACAUUUUCACUGUGACAGUUUGAACGGUUUAGGGCUACAAAUAAUUUAUUUAUUUACUCAGUUAAUUGUUUGGUCUAAAAAAAAAUCCAUUGCGGUUUGUCAGACGAUGAAGACGACAUCUUUUUUUUUUCCCCGACCAACAACCCAAACAAGAUUUGUUUAUUUUUGUUGGAGAUGAAGAAAACCAACAUUUAGAGGUGAAGCUGCAGCCAGUGACUUUCAUCACUGAGAGGGAAUGUAAAUAGGUUUUAUUUAAUAUGGAAACAUUUAUAGAUUAUUUCAGUAUGGAAAGCUCAUGAUAAAAAUCUAUUUAUUAAUUUAUUUAUGUCUGUCUGAAGUACUCCCUCCAUGUAAAUAAACGUAUGUACUUUUCGCUACAUAAAGUUCUGAAACCCAAAUAAACAGGUUGAAAAUAAUAAAA